Messenger RNA from Neolamprologus brichardi, 6067 nucleotides. NCBI's taxonomy places the organism in Eukaryota, Metazoa, Chordata, Actinopteri, Cichliformes, Cichlidae. The record is from RefSeq and is a predicted model, not a curated record.
CUAGUCUGUUUGUGUUUUGACUGUUUUUUGCAGAGAGCUUCAGAGCACCACGAAGUGUAUACACAAGGAGACUGUCAGCGUUCAGCUCCUCGAAUAUCAAACCAAAAGGACAAAAUGGCAUCGGACUCUCCGCGCAGACCGAGUCGUUGUGCUGGAGGGGUUUUGGUGCGAGCGCAAGCUGCUACGGAGCAGUCUUACAUGGAGAGUGUUGUGACCUUUCUGCAGGAUGUAGUACCUCAGGCGUAUACUGGGGCUCCACCCACUGAUGAGAAAGAGAAAAUCAUUUGGGUUCGAUUUGAGAAAGCUGACAUUAAUGACACUGCACGCAACCCAGAGUUUAUGGAGAUGCACAGUGGCACUACUGACCCUCCACUCUGCCUCAUGAUUGGCUAUACUGAUGGAAUGCAGAUCUGGAGCGUAUCUCUGGCAGGAGAAGCUCAAGAGCUUUUCUCAGUGCGACACGGUCCAGUGCGAGCUGCUCGCAUUCUGCCAGCUCCUCAUAACAGUCCUGUAAAGCUGGACAGUUUUGCUGACAAGAGGCCCCUCCUUGGAGUCUGCAAGAGCACGGGGUCCUCUGGUAUCCUUGUUGUGAGCCUGCAAGAGAAGAUUGCAGCAUUUGACAGCUGCACAUUCACCAAGAAGUUCUUUGUUACAAGCUGCUAUCCCUGCCCCGGCCCCAGCCUCAAUCCAAUAGCUCUGGGAAGCCGUUGGCUAGCCUAUGCUGAGAACAAGUUGAUAAGAUGUCACCAGACCAUAUAUCUCAAUAUGGAUGACAAGGUGUGUGUUAUAUUUUUUUUCUUUCUUCCUCAGACUUUAAAAACAGGUCUGACGAUGGUCGGUAAAGUUGUGACCCAGCUAGCAGGCACCAUACCGGCAAGCACUCCAGACGAGGAGGGCACAUCUCACAGUGCAAGCCGUCGCAGCCCACACAACCCCGGUGUGGUCACCAUUAUUGACACACACAGUGUUGGAGAAGGACAGGUCUUGGUGAGUGAGGACUCGGACGGUGAAGGAGUGGUGGCUCACUUCCCAGCUCACGACAAACCUAUAUCCUGCAUGCAAUUCAACCCCAGUGGAAUGCUGCUGGUAACUGCUGACACCCUGGGACAUGACUUUCACGUCUUCCAGAUCCUCACCCACCCGUGGGCAUCUUCGCAGAGUGCCGUUCACCAUCUCUAUACGCUGCAUCGUGGGGAGACUGAAGCCAAGGUACAGGACAUGUGUUUCAGCCAGGACAGUCGCUGGGUAGCCGUCAGCACCCUCCGCGGCACCACACAUGUAUUUCCCAUCAACCCCUACGGUGGUGCACCGUGUGCCCGGACUCACAUGUCCCCACGUGUGGUAAACCGGAUGUCGCGCUUUCAAAAGAGCGCUGGAUUGGAGGAGAUUGAACAGGAGCUGAACAGGGCAGCUGCUUUAGGAGGAGGAGCAGGAAGUCUUGCAGGAAGUGGCUGCAUCUUAGGUGGAGGAGGCAUCGGUGGGCGCUGUAGCCCCAUACCAGGCCUGUCCAGCAGCCCCUCAGGGUCUCCAUUACAUGCCAAACUAAGCAGCCAGGAUUCGUACAACAAUUUCACCAACAACAACAUGGGGAACCCGCGGCUCAUCCCACUGCCCAGCCUCACUGUGGUGCUGCCUUUGGCUCAGAUCAAACAGCCCAUGACCCUGGGCACCAUCACCAAGCGCACAGGACCCUACCUCUUUGGGGCGGGAUGUUUUGCCAUUAAAACUCCAUGCAAAUCUAAGCCACCCCCCCAGAUCUCACCGAGCAAGUCCAGCGGAGGAGAGUUCUGCGUGGCGGCCAUCUUCGCGUCACCUCGCUCCUGGUUCAUCACUAAUCCCAACAUAAAAAGAGAGAAAGAUCAGUCCAGGCAGUCGGUUGUGGACUCGCUGUACGUAGUCAGUUGCUAUGGUAACUUGGUGGAGCACGUCUUGGAACCUCGGCCAUUAAGCACGUCACAAAAGAUAAGCGACGAUACACCGUUAGAACUCAACACCUGUCCAAGGGCCUGCUGGAUUCUAGCCAGGACCCCACAGUGGAAUGAGCUGCAGCCACCUUUCAACUCCAACCAUCCUUUGGUGUUGGCCUCAGAUCUAGUGCAGUACUAUCAAUAUCUCCUGGCUGCGUCGUAUGCACCGCCGCCACCGACUGAGCUGCUCCCGGAGUGCCAUCUUCCAUUUCUGCACUUUGCACCCGGGCAGCGGCUCUCAACGUCCUAUUUCUCAGCAUGCGCUCCUUUUGCCAGCCCGUCUCCUUUGCCGUUUCCUCCAGGGCUUGGCAGCACGGCGAAGAAGCGAUCCAGGAGAAGGGCUCGAUUUGACCUCGGGAUGAAUUGCAGCACGGCCUGUGCCAGCACCUAUCUGCCAGAGCAGUACUCAGAAGAGGAAAGCGAGAAGAGAGGAAAUUUAAACCUCUCGUUUCAGGUGGAGAUCGUGACUCAUACAGGCCCCCAUCGGCGCCUGUGGAUGGGCCCCCAGUUUCAGUUUAAGACAAUUCAUCCUUCAGGCCAGACCACAGUCAUCUCCUCUUCAUCCUCGGUGCUUCAGUCCCAGGGCCCCAGCGAUGUUCAGCAGCCCCUUUUGGACUUCGACACAGACGACCUGGACCUCCACAGCCUCAGGAUCCAGCCAGUACGUUCAGAGCCUGUCAGCAUGCCCGGCUCAUCGCGGUUGGUGGCUGAUCGUCGUGGCCAGUCCAACAUCAUGGAUGCAGGAUCAGGGCCAUUUGAUGGACGUGGCGUAACCCUGCUGGAGGUAUGCGGGAGCUGGCCAGAGAGCUUUGGCGUGCCACGGCACAAUGUUGGCUCAGCAGAUGCGAGCGACGAAGGCCUGCGAGAGAGACUGGCUGACGCCAUGUCCGAGUCCCCCUCUAGGGAUAUCGUAGGCUCUGCCACAGAGCUGCAGAGGGAGGGGAGCAUCGAGACCCUCAGCAACAGCUCAGGCUCCACCAGCGGCAGCAUCCCACGCAACUUCGAAGGCUACCGCUCGCCGCUGCCCACCAACGAGAGCCAGCCGCUCAGCCUCUUCCCCACCAACUUCCCCUAGGACUCCUCGCCGCCGGCACCCGUCCCACCCUGCUCUGCCUGCCCGUCCACCAUCGUACACUCACGCACCGAUGCGGUGCAUCGAGUCCAAAUCAAAAGAUUUGUGUUUCUAUGGUCAGCAUGUGUUUUGUUUUUUGUUUAGUUUCUCCUCGUCUCAGACGGCUGCUCAUCAAUCAGCUGCGGCCGCCGCUGGUCAUUCAUUUCUGGGGUUGAAUUUUCAAGCUGCUGAAAAUUGUGCCAAUUUCCACUCGAUUCAAAUCUGAUCAUUUUAAUUCCCAAAUCAUUCCAAAAACACAACCGAUCUGCUGUUUACCCUCGAAUUGCGCUCGUGUCUGGGUGGAAACACCUGGACUCGUUUAUUGCAGACUUUUGGAAACUUGUUCAUUUAAAGGGUAGCAGCUGUUUUGAGCAGCUGCUUAGAAGGAAGCUAAAUAAAGAACAGAUAAAAUACAGUUUAAUAUUUUGAUAUGUCUGCUGUCAGGGAGAAACGUCCACUAUUUUCAAUAUUAGAGCGUAACCCUGCUCGUUACCUUGUUGCUUCGUCGCCUGCUGCUCAGCUGCUGUCGUUCUCAGUGUGUGUUUGAAGGUUAGGUGUGCCCAUUGUCUGAAUGAAGCGUAUGAGACGGGAGCGCUGACAGAGGGAAAAAAGGAAAUGUUUAUUCCAGGCAGCGACGUGCGGGAGCUCCUUCUGUACGAGCGCUGCUGCCUCCCGCUCAGUGUUUUAGAUUAAAUUUGCUCCUUUCAUGCCUUUGAUUUUCAUGUAAUCAUAUUUGACAAAGGGUGCAGUAACAAGAUGACACUAUUACUGCUUUGUCAUUUAGAUGUUUACAGUGUAAUCGAGAUGUUUCUGAAAUCAUUUGGAUAUAUUCCCCACUCCGCCUUUCCAGAUAGUAAAUUUUAAUUGAGCGCAGUAAUGGAGGCUUGUGUAGUCGUCGCACCGGAUUUUGUACAUUAACAACUUUUGACCAAAAUCUUUUUCCUAGUCAAGAUCUUUCAAAUCUCUAUUUUCCUCUGUUUUUUUUCUUUGCCUGCAGAAAUAAAGAGUUUGUCUGACAGUUUGUCCAAAGUGAAAAUAACUGCACUGUUAACGUCUCCCAAGAAAAUGCUCCAAAUGUAAUCUGCAGUGCUCCAUGUGGACUCCCUGCAUGUCCCAUGUGCUUUCUCAGUCACUGAAUGGACAGUAAAAAAAAAGAAAAGCAUCAUUAUUAUUCUUGUUGUUGGAUUUGUGAAACAUCGACUUCUUUCCCUGCAUUCAUGCAAGAAAAAAACAAAACAAAGUGAAGAAAAUGAAACUGUCUUUUGUCCUCACUCUGAUUGCUCCUAAUGUUCCCAUUUCAGCCACAGCGGUGACCAUCAGCACACAGCACCACUGCUAAUUAGUGCCAUAUUUUUUUAACAGGCAGUAAACGUUGGUUAAAGGACGUUUUAUGGGCAACUCGUGCUCUUUGUUCUGAGAGAGAAGUGAGAGUUUGUUUCUCUGUUAAUCAGCGAAACGUCUAAUUCUAAAAACCAAACUGAUGACAGUUAAAGUGAACGACAUUAGAUUAACAGUGUGUGCUUUAUGUGCUACGAUUGAUCUCAUUCCCAACACUGUGAGCUGCAGUGGAAGCUUCCCGGCCUUGAAGAGAAAAGACGCGUAACCAUCAGCAGCUCGUGUCGGACGCUCGUGUAUAUUUCAAAAGGAAAACGGCUACAGCACGAGUUCGUGAGCAGACUGAAUGGAUAAAUGUGAACCUUUGUGUGUUUGUUUAGGCUGAUUCCAUUACGAACAAAGCUGGGAGGAUGUGCCACUUCACCAGAGGAACUUCAGCAUUAUGCAACAUAAACUGAAAGGACAGCAGUUUGCAAAUGAAAGUCAUUUUAUUUUAUCAUGUUUUUGCAAACACUUUACAUGAUUAAAUCUCUUCAGAGGUGCACGUUUGAAUACAGAGGAAGUCUCCGUCACCACAGACACACGUGAAAUGUAACAAAAGUUCCAAAAUCCCUAAAAAUGUUUUAAAUGUAAACAAUUAUUGAUUUCUAACAAGUGGGCAGUGACGUGGGAGUACACGGAAAGAAAUUCUGAAUCACUGAACUUGAGCAGCACUGUUUACAUGAAGUCAGAGGAACAUGUGUGCUGUUACUGAGCUCCUAAAUCUGCUCCCUGAUUUCAGUCGGUGAAGAUGACACAGUUGGCUCCCUGACACAUAAACUGCUCAAACUUUGGCAUUUCUUCAUUCUGACCAGAGCUCCUGCUUGGAAAUGUGUGAUUAGAGAAGAAAACUUGUGAAUAUUCAGCAUGACUGUGACAGUAUUAACUAAUCGGGUCAGCAGCCGGCAGCAGAACAUAAGACGAGUCCUGCAGGUUUUUGGUGAGAUCAGCUCCACUGAACAGUUUCCCAGAAUCAUCCCAGCAUCGUUCUGGUCAUCAGAGAUUUUGUUCGUUUGUUAUUCUUUAGGCCAAGUGCCAACAAUUGAUGCCGUUGCACAACUGUGCACCACUUUCCAUUUAGGGUCAUCAAUAAACUUGCUUAUUGCCAGCUGCAGUUCAAAAUAUAAUUUUCAGAAUAAAGAGCAAGAGGCCUGCUGGCCUUCUCUGAAGUGUCUCACGUUGGAUUCUUUGUGAUAAGUGUGCAAUGUUCCUCGCAGCUCCGUUUCACUCGUGGAGGCCUGCUACACAGCGAGUGUGCGCAGUAACAAGCUCGCCGAGUUCUGUUGCUACUCAGCAGCUUCUCCUAAGUUUGUGUUGUGCACAAGGCAAAUUAGAUUUGAACCCAUGACUGUGUCUCUGCUUGAGUUUUUACCACCACGAACUCCCAGCUGGCUUCAGCGUUUCACUUCAGCUACAAACCAACACAGUGUUGUUGUUUCGUGUGCGGCUGUGCAGUUGGAGAGUGUAAAUCGGCUCCCUGCGGUGACUGUAAAUUACAAAUCAACUGUUCGGGGAUUCAAUAUUGGCGUGGAUUCUACGUCCUCAGUAAAAACGAACUCGACUCGUUUUUUAAACGAUACACACUGAAUGUUGCGUUGAGACGGGACUUAAAGAG